Anopheles darlingi is the source of this 1980-nucleotide messenger RNA. RefSeq names its product neither inactivation nor afterpotential protein G (gene ninaG). Gene Ontology annotation, molecular function: oxidoreductase activity, acting on CH-OH group of donors; flavin adenine dinucleotide binding. The transcript is spliced from 5 exons. The record is from RefSeq and is a predicted model, not a curated record. Bases 10 to 1980 code for a protein of 656 amino acids. NCBI's taxonomy places the organism in Eukaryota, Metazoa, Arthropoda, Insecta, Diptera, Culicidae.
AUCGUGGAGAUGUGCAUUACGAUGGGUUGUUUUAGGAAACUUGUCCUCGCUAGCUUGCUCGUGGGCACCGUUUGCUGUUCCUUGUUGCUCCUCCUGUGGGUAUGGCUCGGUGUGGAGCUUAUACCAAACGAAAUAAGGAAUCCACGCUCCAUCGAUGGUCAAUCGUUUGAUUAUAUCAUUGUCGGUGCCGGAACGGCAGGAUGUGUGCUGGCAAACCGGUUGUCCAGCAACCCGAACGUUAGCGUGCUGCUUAUAGAAGCUGGUGGUACCUUUGGUGCCGCUUCGAUCGUGCCCUUGAUGAGCACGGCCAUGCAGGGUACCAAGUACGAUUGGGCUUUCCGGACAACCCCUCAAAAGUACUCCUCACACGGAUUGGAUGAUAAUCAACAACUAUUGCCACGUGGCAAAGGAUUGGGAGGUUCGGGACAGAUUAACUAUAUGUUGCACUUCACUGGCACCCCGAGCGAUUUCGAUCGAUGGGAACGACUAGGCGCACUCGAUUGGAGCUGGCAGGCAAUGAAGCCAUAUCUGGACCAACUAGAGGCACGCAUCGAGGCGCACAGCACUGGCGCUACCGAGGCAGAGUGUAUGCAGAACUUGGCCCCCGAUGAGCUGUACGAGCAACGCUACUCAUCAAUCAUGGCGGAAAGCAGCGACAAGAGCGGCACCAUAUCCUUCUGCCAACACACUACCACAGAUCAAUUCAACAGUGCACAAGGAACCCCCACGAAGGAUGGCUUAUACAUAACGAGUGUAGAUCCAGAGGAAUCCCUGCUUGCCAGAGUGUUCUCCGAUGCACCGGCAGAGCUUGGACCGGAGUACGUCUUCAAACCGGCCCGAUACACUAUACGGAAUGGCAUUCGCUGGAGUAGCUAUCAUGCACAUCUACGGGCUGCCUUUGGUCGUCCUAAUCUAACGAUACUCACGUCCACAACCGUUGCGAAAGUGAUUUUCGAUGAAACGAAACGUAUAAAAGGUCUGCUACUGCAUGGUGGUGGAACGGACGUUGUUUCUGGCGGUCCAUCACCAGCGGUCAUGGUACAUGUAGAGCGUGAGGCCAUACUUAGUGCAGGAGCACUCCAGACACCUCAGCUACUAAAACUGUCAGGUAUUGGGCCGAAGAUGGAGCUACAACGUCAUGGCAUCCCAGUGCUACAUGAUUCACCACAGGUUGGUCAGAAUUACUUCGACCAUUUGAAUCUGCCUCUGUUUGUAUCGAUCAAUGCGACGGCCAGUGUGACCGUGGAUAAGGUGCUUUCGAUCGAUUCCAUCGCGCAGUAUCUACGGGACGGUCGAGGGGUACUAGCGACGACAGCUAUCGCCGGUAUCGGUGGACCACUUGGUGGACGCCACGGUGUCAUCCUGUUCGGUAUGGGAAGCGUCGAUGAGCAGGCCCUUCGACACGUUUCCAAUAUGCGACAGGAGACGUUCCGGGCGUUCUUUCCCUUCUAUCGCAAUGCCAGCCAGGAAGGGUUCCUGUUUCUCAGCACAUGCCACCAACCGCGCAGCCGUGGGGCCAUCUUUUUGCGUGACCAGCACAUUACCAGUGUACCUUUCUUCAAUCCGAACUAUCUGAAAGAUCGAUCCGAUAUCGAGUGUAUGAUGAAUGCCGUUCGAUUGGCAGCGAAAACCGCGGAGACGCAAGCGUUUCAGAGCAUCGGUGCUCGGUUGCAUUGGCCACGCAUUAAGCGAUGCUCAAACUUUGGCCCACCGGAGACCGGUGCACCGUCGGAUCGGUAUCUGGAAUGUAUUCUGCGCACCACGGCCCUUACAGGUCAUCAUCCCGGAGGUACUGCCGCCAUGGGGCUGCACGCGGAGUCUGUCGUAGAUAACCAGUUAAGAGUCAACGGAGUGAACGGUUUACGUGUCGUAGAUGCCAGUGUGUUUCCAGCACCCGUUUCCGGUACGCCCAACUCGGUCGUCAUAGCCGUAGCAGAGAAGGCAAGCGAUAUAAUUCUACAAAGUAAUCAUUAUACCUAA